UGUGGGAUUUCGGUUCGGAUGUGCGCUCGGAACAACCUGUUGGAUUUAAGCAGGAGAAGCGGUCGGUGGUUCUGGGUUCGGAUGUGAUGCUGUAAACACCGGAACCUCGUACAGUUCCUUCAUCACACACAGGCGCCAUGCACGUCUCCCUGGCCGAGGCUCUGCAGGUGAGAGGGGGCCCCCUGCAGGAGGAGGAGGUCUGGGCCGUUUUGAACCAGAGCGCCGAAAGCCUGCAUGAACUCAUGCGCAGAGACCCGUCGGCUCUGAGCUUCAUCAUCUCGCCCUGGUCUCUGCUCCUCAUGCCCUCCGGAAACAUCUCCUUCACCGACGAGAACGUGACCCAGCAGGACCUGAGGGCGUUCACCUCGCCCGAGAUGCUGGAGGGGCUCGACCUGUCCUCGCUGUCCGACAUGGAGAAGAUGCUGGUGUACUCGUUAGGAAUGACUCUGUUUUGGGGAGCCGACUACGAGAUCCCACAAAGCCAGCCCAUAAAGCUGAGCGAGCGCCUGAACAGUAUUCUCCUGAAGAUGUGCGAGGACUCCACCCUGACCCGCCUCUCGGUGCGCUCCGUCCUGGACGUCUGCAGCACCCACAUCCGAAACUCCUCCUGCGACCCCUCGUUCUCCUACGUGCGCAAGCUGGUGCGCCUGGUGCUGGGCAGUCUCUCUCAGCUGGAUGGCUUGCUGUCCCAAUCCGAGAAGGAGUCGCUCCCUGAGAGGAGUAAGGAAAUUCGGGACAGGUUGCACGGUAAAGGUUUGCCUGCAGGUCGCAGUGCAGCUCACCGCGUGCUGGACCGCUAUAAAGCUCGAACUCAGGAUCAGACGGCGCUAAACCGGGGCCUGAGCCGCUCCAUGGGUUCGCUUCCCACCCACGACGGCCUCAGCCCGGGCGAGACCCUCCAUCCGGACCCCCCGCCCUCCAAAACCUCGUCCGACCGCCUCCCUCCGACGUUCGACGGCCAGUCCUCGGACGUGGACGACCGGUCGCUGCCCCAGCACAGGAAGAAGACCUGGGUGUCGUCCGUGGACUUGGCCUACCUGGACCCUGACGCGCUGCGUUUCGGAGCCCUGGAGGACGCCCGGCGGGGCAGCAGCGCCCUCAGCACACGCUCUGCCGGCAGAGCCAAGUCGAGCUCGCGGUCUCGGGGUUCGCAGUACUCCAGUUUCGGGAGUCUGGAGAUGAAGAAGGGUCACGCGGCCGGCGGGGCGUACGAUAAACUUCUGGAGCGACACCGGAAGCUGCACGCGCUCACGCAGGCUAUCGAUGACCCCAUGCAGACACACCGCAGUUACCAGAGCGACUACAGCUCGUCCAGCGAGAGUCCGUCGGUCACCUCGUCAGAUCCAGAUUACAGACACGCUAAACGACCCGACGAGUUGAGACUCUUCAGUUCACAAGUGGCUCUGUCAGAGAACAGCAGCGGCACACAGAGAUACAGGAUGUACGAGGCGGGGCAGGAGGCGUUUAAGACGGAGCUGGUGAUGCCCAGGCCGGAGGACGAGGCGCGGAGGCUUCAGGCCCGGCUCUCACGCGCUUCCGUCAACGACCUGCGGGAGGCGCUGAGGAGCAGCAUGAUGGACGUCAGCGGCCUGCAGGUCCGCAAGACUAAAAGCUUCUUCGGCCCAGAGUUUGUGAAGAUGGCCGCUGAACCGGGCGUGGUCCUGAGCGUCCCUGCCUCCAUCACGAAUAAACGUGGCAAGGACGAGCACAGCCCGCGGAAGGUGUACGUGGUGCUGCUGAACGGUCAGAAGCUGAAGGUGACCUGUGAUGUCAAAGCUCUGAGUAAGGACGUGAUGGACAUGGUGAUCGCUCACGUCGGCCUGGUGGAGCAUCACCUCUUCAGCCUGGCGCAACUCAAAGAUAACGAGUUUUUCUUCGUCGAUUCCGACACCAAACUCUUGAAAGUGGCUCCGGACGGAUGGAAGGACGAUCCCAGGAAGAAGAAAACCGACGUCAACUUCACUUUAUUCCUGCGGAUCAAGUUCUUCCUGGACGACGUGAAUUUCCUCCAACACCCCAUGACGAAGCAUCAGUACUACUUACAGCUGCGGAAGGAUAUCCUGGAGGAGCGGACGCGCUGUGAGAUGGAGAACGCCAUGCUCAUGGCCUCUCUGGCUCUCCAGGCCGAGUUCGGGGACUACCAGCCCGAGCUGCACGGGAAGACGUAUUUCCGGACGGAGCACUACGUUCCCGCCAACGUGCUGGAGAAACUGGACCAGACCUCCAUCAAAGAGGAGCUCACCAAACAGCACAGCACCUACUACGGGAUCAAAGAGGAGGAAGCCGAGUUCCAGUUCCUUAGGGAGGGUCAGCGGCUGAUGGAGUACGGCGUUCAUUUCCACCGCGUUCUACCGGAGAAGAAAUCCCAGACGGGCAUCCUGAUGGGCGUCUACUCCAAGGGCGUCCUGAUCUUCGAGAUGCUGAACGGGAACCGAACCCCCGUCCUCAGGUUCCCCUGGAGAGAGACCAAGAAGAUCUCCUUCACGAAAAAGAAGAUCUGCCUGCAGAACACGUCCGACGGGAUCAAGCACCUCUUCCAGACCGACAGUCAGAAGUCGUGUCAGUACCUCCUGCGCCUCUGCUCGGACCAGCACAAGUUCCACCAGCACAUGAAGACGCGCCAGAACACCCAGGAGCAGCAGGAGAUCGAAAACUCUCCCCUGAACAUCCUGCAGUACCCCGUCGGCCCCGAAGGCCUCAGCAGGGCCAUCAGCAUGGCGAGCCUGGCGGCGAGCGCCACCACCAGCACCCGUUCCAACCCGGAGAGCCUGAGGAGGAUCCCCAGCCCAGAGGAGGGCGCCUUCCCCGGCCUCAGCGCCGCCUCCAACUCCAGGCUGAAGAGCCGCUCGCAUCACAACCUGGCCCAGGUCCCGGAGUCCCCGGAGCACAGGGUGGGGCACUACAUCAGCCAUCUGCAGGGCGAGCGCUCGCAGGCGUUCCUGUCGCCGCAUCAGCGCGCCGGCUCCGACACGGACUCCAUCGCCGUGGACGCGCAGCCCGAGAGCGGGUUCAGCUCCGCCGGCCAAGACGUUCGGACCUGGAGCCCGAAGAGCCGAGAGAAGGAUUCAGACUCGUCGUCCGGUGAGGAGGAAGGACCGCCGUAUGUCGUAGGUGUUAGCAUGCAUAGCUCUGGUUUACCCUCGACCCCCGUCUCAUCCACAGGAAUGAGCGAUUCUCUCAAAAGGAAGCUGGACCUGCUGCCGUCCCCGGAGCACCAGAUUAAAACCGUUAGUCUGAAGAAAGAUGCAAAGUUCGGCCUGGGUUUUCAGAUCAGUGGAGGAGAAAGCGCCGGCCGGACGGAUCUGGGCACCAUCAUCAGUUCCAUCACUCCUGGAGGACCCGCCGACGUCGACGGACACCUAAAACCAGGUGACCGGUUACUGAGGGUGAAUAACGUCAGCGUGGAGGGUCUAUCUCACGAGGAGACGGUGGAGACCCUGCAGACGGCUCCCGACCACGUGACUCUGACGGUGUCGCAGUCCAAAGAACAACUCUUCCCAGAUCUCUCCAACCUCGACGAAAAGCUGAGACCGGAACUCAACGUGGACCUUCCCGCCGAGGAUCAGACCCCUGCCACGCCCACACAAACCAACGGCCUCCACACGCUGGACUCCACCCCUCCCGCGCUGCCUCCCAAAACAUGGAAGGCCAAAAGCCCCGAACCGGCCAAAGAGAGGUCGGACCGGGGCGACUCGGACAUGGACGAGGACUCGAGUGUGCAGGACAGACUGCGGUCCAAAAAGGACGCCCCGCCCGUCUCGGUCCCAAACGGACUGACCGCUGGCGGCCCAGAGGUCAAUAGUCUCCGACCCGGAGAUCUAUUUGACGUCGAGCUGUCCAAAUCGGACAGCGGUCUGGGCAUUAGUGUCACGGGUGGAUCCAACACCUCGCUGAAGCACGGCGGCGUUUACGUCAAGGGCGUCAUACCUAAAGGAGCGGCCGAGCUGGACGGCAGGAUCAAGAAAGGAGACCGUGUGGUGGCGGUAAACGGGAAGAGUCUGGAAGGAGCCACUCAUAAACAAGCCGUGGAGGCUCUGAGAGACACCGGGCAGGUGGUGCAUCUGCUGUUGGAGAAGGGGCCGCUCCCAGUGGACAGCGUUCACGCCCCGGUCACCCCUCAGGUCACAUGGACCAGCAGGGACGCCAAAGGGAAUCCGAAGAGACCGCGGCCCGAGUACGGCUUCAUCACGGCAGACAACGUGUUUGAUGUGAGCCUGCUGAAGAACACCUCGGGUCUGGGCUUCAGCUUCAGCCGGGAGGAGAACGUCCCCGGCGAGCCGCCCGGCGCCGGCACCAGCAUGGUCCGGGUCAAGAAGCUGUUCCCCGGUCAGCCGGCGGCCGAGAGCGGUCGGAUCCGCGUGGGCGACGUCAUCCUGCGCGUCAACCAGACGCCGCUCAAGGGGCUCACGCAACACGAAGUGAUCUCAGCUUUAAGAGGGACGGGACAGGAAGUGACGCUUCAUCUGUGCAGACCUGAACCUGGAAUCCUACCUGAUAUGGACUCAUCUAACCAAACCCCGGUGUCGACCCCCAGGAAGGAGCCUCCUCCCAAACCCAAGCUCGCCCCCAAACCGGCAUCGGCGCCCCAGGAGGACGCUCAGGGGGCGGCGGGCGAGGCGGAGCAGGCGCUGGAGAGGCUGCUGAUGAAGUCGCCGACCCGCCGGGACAGCUACAGCGACACCUCUGAGGAGGACGAGGAGGACGAGGAGGGUUUCAGUCCCGCCGGGUUAGAGCAGCUCAGACAGAUCCGGGAGCAGAACAAGGUGCCCUGGCAGCUGGACCACACGGUUCACUCGGGGUACCACGGCACCAACCAGUCGGCCGACGAGCCAGAAACCAACAAGAGACCUCCUCCAUCGUCUCUACCAGAAGGUGGCGUCCUAACGGCCCCCACACUCCCGACUCCCCUCAACCUCACUCUACCACAUCGGAGCCAGGACUCGGACGACUACCUGCCUGAGGUGGAGUUGCCGGUCUCUUUGAUCAAAUCUGAUAAAGGAAGUUUGGGAUUCACGCUGACCAAAGGACCCGAUCAGAACUGCUACAUCCACGACAUCAUCCAGGACCCGGCCAAGGGCGACGGCAGACUCCGGCCCGGCGAUCGCAUGAUAAUGGUGAAUAACAUCGACGUCUCCGGUAUGAGCCACACGGAGGUGGUGAACCUGGUCCGAGCUGCACCACGAGUGGUGGAUCUGGUCGUGGGUCGCGUCAUAGAACCCCCUAGACCGCCGAUCGAGGCCCAUCUUCUACCCGACAUCACCUUUCAGUGCCCCGACGACUCACUGGGUCUGGUGCUGGAUGGAGGCAGGGACAGUGAGUUUGGCGUCCUCUACGUGAAGGACAUCGUCCCAGGUUCCGUAGCCGCCGCCGAGGGGACGCUGAAGAAACUGGAUCUGAUUCACUACAUUAACGGAGCUCCGACCAACCAGCUGACGCUCGGCGAGAGUCGGACGCUGCUGCAGCUCGGCCUCCGGGAACUGACGCUCAAAGCUACCAGGGAUGGGCAGCCCGUGUGUCCGGAACAGGAGAACAUCCCGACCAUAAACAACAACGUCAGCUCGAAACUCAGAAGCUCCCCCGGUAUGAACGGUUAUCUUCCCAAUAGUGAGCCUCGUGAGGAGCAGAUGCUCCAGCUGCAGUUGGAGAAGCCUCCCGAGGGCAGCCUGGGCUUCUCUGUGAUCGGAGGGGAACGAGGUAUUUUCGUGAAGUCCGUCACUCCUGGAGGCGCGGCACACGCCGACGGUACGCUGCAUGUCGGGGACCGUCUGCUCAGAGUAAACAACGAGUCGAUGACCGGGGUAUCCCACUCCAAAGCCGUCACCACCAUCCGAAAGACCAGGGGGACCGUUCACCUCGUGGUGUCUCGCCCUCCCGAUCAGACACCCAGCACCUACCUGGGGUUCCUGCCUCUGAACUUAAGCAACGGCAACACGGGUACAGACGUGAGCGAGGACGGCGGAGUGAAGACCAGGCUGAGCAGUUCACCAGAGACACCGAAAUCCCAGAGUCCUCCUGCUCUUCCACCAAUCGAUUACGACCCAGCGUCUCUGGAGAGCGAGAACAGACCCGAUGAUGAAGAAUCUGAAGAUACAGACUGUGAUGGUUCUUCUCUACCAGAAGAUUCACCAGAGACGUCCAGAGAGGCCGAGUGGAAGGAGGACAACGUGGACACCUCGCCCUCUGACAGUUACCUGCGUUCGUCUCCGGGGCGGCCGGACGAGGACGAGAUCACGUGGGGCAGCGACGAGCUCCCGGAGAAUAACAUCGACUCCAGAUUCACACAAGACGGGCCGAUCAUCACAGACGAGGAGCUGACGUCCCUGCCGCUGGUGAAGGUGGUACCCGACGGGCAGUACAGCGGCUCGAAGCUCAACUCCGUGGUGAGGAUGAUGAGAGGACUGCUGGAGCAGAAGGUUCCCCUGCAGGAGUUUGAGAAUCUGCAGAAUUUACAGCCUCUGGACGACUGUCUGAUCGGACAGACGCAGGAGAACAAGAAGAAGAAUCGAUAUAAAAACAUCGUGCCCUUCGACACGACAAGAGUGACUCUGGGCAAAGACGGCGGUUACAUCAACGCCAACUUCAUCAAGAUGCCCGUCAAGGACGAGAACUUCCUGUACAUCGCCUGCCAGGGGCCGCUCCCCACCACGCUGGCGGACUUCUGGCAGAUGGUGUGGGAGCAGAAGUCCGACGUGAUCGCCAUGAUGACCCAGGAGGUGGAGGGCGGCAAGGUCAAGUGCCAGCGCUACUGGCCGGACACGCCCCUCUCGCCUCAGAUGGUGGGCGAGAGGCUGCAGAUCACCCUGGUCAAAGAUCAGCACCUGGACAACUUUAUCAUCCGCCUCUUCGAGAUGAAGGACGUCCAGACGAAUGAAAUCCAGAGGGUGACGCACCUGAACUACACGGGCUGGCCCGACCACGGCACGCCCACGCAGCCCGAGCAGCUGCUCACCUUCAUCUCCUACAUGAGACACAUCCACCAAUCAGGACCCAUCGUCACUCACUGCAGCGCCGGGAUUGGCCGAUCAGGAACGCUCAUCUGCGUGGACGUCGUCCUCGGCCUCAUCAGCAAGGACACAGAUUUUGAUAUAUCAGAUGUGGUCCGAAGUAUGAGACUCCAACGACAAGGCAUGGUGCAAACUGAGGAACAGUAUAUUUUCUGCUACCAGGUGAUCCUGUACGUGCUCAGAUGUCUGCAGGCGGAGGAGAAAAUAUCAGGAUAGGAACGUUGCUGCUUUCAGUCGACACCGUGAUGCCAGAAACCAGAGAAACACCAACAAGACCUUAUUUUAAAACUCACGGAUCUAAACGACGCCUUAAAUCUUAUAGACUUUUUAUAUUUUGUACAUUCCUGUCUCUUACAUUCCCUUCAUAAAUGAAACCAUCGAUUUUAUAAUUGAUCUUUCUGCUGCUUUUUUUAAUUGAUACUUUUAAUGAUUCCGAGAGCGAAUCGAUUCCUGUUUUUAAUGUGCAUUUUAAAGCUGCCUCGACAGAAUACGACUACAGUAUUUACUUUGUAAAUCUUUUAUCGGUCACUGAGUACCAGUGCUGAUCGCUGAGAUGAACGUGUACAUAUUCAGCACCUGAUCACUGUUGAUAUGUUUUAAUGCUGUUACAUACUGGAUUAUUUGCAGUUUGUAAAUAAAAGAUUAUCGUUGCUUUAA
Molecule: messenger RNA, 7661 nt
Organism: Trichomycterus rosablanca
Lineage: Eukaryota; Metazoa; Chordata; Actinopteri; Siluriformes; Trichomycteridae
Gene: ptpn13
Product: protein tyrosine phosphatase non-receptor type 13
Exons: 49
Coding region: 138-7220 (2360 amino acids)
Biological process (GO): peptidyl-tyrosine dephosphorylation
Cellular component (GO): cytoskeleton; cytoplasm; nucleus
Molecular function (GO): phosphatidylinositol 3-kinase regulatory subunit binding; protein tyrosine phosphatase activity
Source: RefSeq, a predicted model, not a curated record